Messenger RNA from Pungitius pungitius (ninespine stickleback), 6017 nucleotides. It is a transcript of the gene foxo3b, whose product is annotated as forkhead box O3b. Gene Ontology annotation, biological process: regulation of transcription by RNA polymerase II. Gene Ontology annotation, cellular component: mitochondrial matrix; nucleus. The coding region runs from base 510 to 2513 and encodes 667 amino acids. NCBI's taxonomy places the organism in Eukaryota, Metazoa, Chordata, Actinopteri, Perciformes, Gasterosteidae. Gene Ontology annotation, molecular function: DNA-binding transcription factor activity, RNA polymerase II-specific; RNA polymerase II cis-regulatory region sequence-specific DNA binding. The record is from RefSeq and is a predicted model, not a curated record. The transcript is spliced from 4 exons.
GACUUCCAUGCGCGUGUUUGCGUAUGCAUGUACGUGUCUGCACGCGUGUGAACGUGUGCGCGUGAGUGUAUGAAUGUGUGCGCGCGCGCACGCUGCGCGGAGAUACAGUAGUAACCCGGAGUGAGGUGGCAGCCUUUUUUAUUCUGCAUCGACACUGACUCGCGCUGCGUACUUUGUGCGCGUCCCGGCAUCGCGGAGCGAAGGAGGAAAGAGUCAAGAUGGCAUCUGGACGUGUCUGUGAACGACCCGGGGUCUGAUCUCUCUUCGGGGGCUUUUUUUUCUCUUCUUUUUCUUUUCUUUUUAUAUUGUUGUCGGCUCCACGCAGCACAUAACUGGCCGUGGUAGGCGAUCAGAACUAAGUUGCUCGUGGCCCGUUCGCGACUUCGCUGUUGUGGAAUAGCAACAAAGGACGGGAGCGCGCAUUCAUGGGACCCGACUUUGACAGCUCCCCAUCUUUCGUCUUUUAACUUUAUUGCCUGGCAGCGGGGGUGAGGUUGUUAUCGGAGAGAAUGGCUGAGGCUUCCCACCCUGACCCGCCUCCGGAUUUGGACGUGGUCAUUGACCCGGACUUCGAGCCCCAGACGCGGCCCAGGUCGUGCACCUGGCCGCUGCCGCGACCGGACUCCAACGCGGCGAAACCGGAGAGAAAUGACGCCGAUAUUAUACCCGAGGAAGAGGACGACGAAGACGACGGUGCCAACCCCGCGUCCAUCAGCGCCAACGCGUCGGGCUUGGCCGCCGAGGACCAGAGCAGCAACAGCCCCGCGGCCGAUGGCGCGCUCUCCUCCUCCGGCCAGGACAGCGCGGGCUCCCCGUUCUCCGCGCACUCGCCGACGGCCACCUCCGGCGCGCUGAACCCCGGCGGCUUGGCCGCCCAGCAGGCCCCGAGGAAAGUGUCAUCUCGCCGUAACGCGUGGGGGAAUCUGUCCUACGCCGACCUGAUAACCAAAGCUAUCGAGAGCGCGCCGGACAAGCGGCUGACACUGUCUCAGAUUUAUGACUGGAUGGUGAGAUCCAUCCCUUACUUCAAAGACAAAGGCGACAGCAACAGCUCCGCAGGAUGGAAGAACUCCAUCCGGCACAAUCUCUCCCUCCACAGCCGCUUCAUCCGGGUACAGAACGAGGGAACGGGGAAGAGCUCCUGGUGGAUGAUCAACCCGGAGGGGGGCAAGGGGGGCAAGGCUCCGCGCCGCCGCGCCGUCUCCAUGGACAACAGCAACAAGUACACCAAGUCGGCCCGCGGCCGCGCCGCCAAGAAGAAGGCGGCUCUGCAGGCCGCUGCCGCCGGCGGCGACGGCGGGGGCGUCGGGGACAGUCCGUCGGGCCUCUCCAAGUGGCCUGGUAGCCCCACGUCGCGCAGCAGCGAGGAGCUGGACGCCUGGACCGACUUCCGCUCCCGCACCAAUUCCAACGCCAGCACGGUGAGCGGUCGCCUGUCGCCCAUUCUGGCCAACCCGGAGCUGGACGAGGUGCCCGACGAGGAGCCGCCUCUGUCGCCCAUGCUGUACUCCAGCCCCGGCAGGGCGCUGUCUCCCGGCAACGCCGCGGCCGGCGCCAAGCCCGCGCCGGCCGAGCUCCCGCGCCUCGCCGACCUGGCAGGUACGAUGAACCUGAACGACGGGCUCAAGGACGACCUGAUGGACGAGUUGCUGGAUGACAUCGACCUGGUGCCAACCGUGACGGGGCCGGCGGCUCCAAGCGGUUCCUCCGUCUUCAACUUUGUGUCUAAACCCAACGGGCUGGGCUCGCCUUCCACCCACUCCUCUCCCUCCACCAACUCGUCUACUAACGGUGGAGGUAAUGGCUUCACCAACUCCAUCUUUGGCCCCCUCACAGCAGGCUCUUUGCUGCGUCCGGCCCCCAUGCAGACCAUCCAGGAGAACAAGCAGACGUCCUUCUCGGGCAUCAGCCUCGCUCGCUUCGGCAAUCAGACGCUACAAGACCUGCUCAACUCGGACAGCCACAGCCGAAGCGACGUCAUGAUGACCCAGUCCGACCCGCUGAUGUCGCAGGCCAGCGCCGCCGCCGUCAUUUCGCAGAACUCCCGCCGGGGCCCCCUGCUCCGUAAUGAUCCCGUCAUGACCUUCGGCAUAACUUGCGGACUUCAACGUAGCCAAGUGGAAAUUCUCCAGAGUAACAACCACAACCACGGCUCCCUGAGGUCUCUAAACGGAGGCUUGAACCUAGUCAACGAGGCUAACGCUCUGGCUAAUGCCAAGCAGCACUUCCUGCUUUCCCCGCUGGGAGGAAAUGGUUCCUCUUCCAUGCAGAUCGACACUUCAAUCUUCCUAAACGGGACAAUUAGCGGCGGAGGGAUGUGCCAGGACCGUUUCCCCACGGACCUGGACCUGGACAUGUUCACAUGUAGCAGCAGCAGCCUGGAGUGUGAUAUGGACUCCAUCAUCAGGGAGGAGCUGAUGGAGCCAGACGGCCUGGACUUUAACUUUGACUCUCCGGUCAACAUGAACGCAGUGGGCACCAAGCAGACCUCUCAGAGCGGGGUGCCCGGCUGAGAGGCUCGGGCCCGGGGGCGAGCAGAGCAGGUCGGAACUAUGUAGUGCAAAAGAAGAUCAGACACACAACAUCCUCUUUGCCAAACCUGCCAUCAGCACAACGUAAAAAUACGAACCCUGUGUUUACAGAAGAAGAUUUUCUCACGAGAGCUUUACCUCGGCUCCCACACUGACGAACCAUGAACGAUCCGAAACAAAAACUCCAGAGACACUGCACGUCAUCCUCCGAAGCCUCCCGUGAAACCACAACAACAACAACAACAAGGAGAAGGCUAUGUCAAACUCACAAAUUAUGCAAUUCUCCUUUGACGCCCGGUCUGUUGACAUCAAAGAGACACAGAUUCAUCAGAAGGGGUCUCAGGUGAUAUUCAAGGAUUUAAUAUGAAGCAAAGUUUGAAGGAGUUGUUUCCUUUGAAAACAAAAAGUAAAAAAAAGACAAAAACAAAGUGUAGAGUGAAAAAUCCAGAGGUGACGUGGUGUAAAUCCGAUCCAGGGGUUUCCUGGGAAAAAAACAAUAUCCCUCUGUUCUCUUUUGGUGUUUUAAAUGUUCAGUGUUUGUUUUGGGGAUUUUCUGUCUUAUCAUUUUUUUCCGCAUCAUACAUGUCUUCGGUUGUGUUGAUGAAAUGGAAAGAUGAACAUGGAGUCUUGACUCAUCUUUACUCGCUGAGUGGCCACGCAGACAGCACAUGCAAACACACCAACAGACCGACUCUUUGCCCCAGUUUGCAAGUCGCCAGGACCCUUACAAGUCAAAACUGCUCAAUCAAUGCCAUGCACUUCCAAAUCUGUUGCUUCAAUCAAAUUAAGUUGCAUACUGAGGGCUAUAAUCACCAUUAGCUGAAUAUUUAAAAUAGUAUUUGCUAUCAUUUGUAAAAAUAAAUAAAAAAAAGAAAGGAAAUAUCUGUAAAUCUGUAAUCUAACUGUAAAAAAAAAUGAAAAAAGACAAGAGAACGAGAAUCUCUGUCAUGGAUAUUUGUACAGUCCAGAGUGGUGUAAAGUUAAAAAAAAAAAAAAAGACAGGUAAAGAUGUUGUCUGUCUUUUUGUCAGAUUACUUGGGGUUGUUUAUCACUGCAUAUGAUGUAGCCAAAAUGAUUACCUGUGUCCUAGGGUUGUGAACAUUUCCACACCAUUACAGGUGCUAUGUAAACAGUGUUGAGCCCGACCCACAGAGCAAGCCGUGCAUUUCGUUUGUUCCUUUUCGUUUCUGUCUCUACCCUCGUUCUGCAGAAGCCCAAAGCUGCAGCCAUUUGUAGCUCAACCUGCAGACGGUGGCGGGUGGGUGGCGGGUGGGGUUGGGUGGGAAGCGGGGACAGGGUUUCCGGCUCAUUCCUCUAGAAGCCAUUUGUUUCUUGAGUACAAGAAUAAUAAGCUAUCUCUGUAUAUUGCCAAAUUACUUGAAACAAACAGUAGGAUAUGCUGGCAGCCAAAUCACGACACACACACACACACACACACACACAAGCACACACACACGUUUGUUGCACACACAUAGAAGAAAUAAUACCAGGGAUCUGUGUUACGCUCUGCGGGCGUGUGAGGCUUCUUAUGCAUAUAUAGAAUCACUCAGGGGGGAAAGGGAGGCUUCCCAUUUUAAGUAACAUCAAGUCACAUUCUAAUGGUAUUUUAACAUUUUUCUUCAUAGAAAACAGCAAUGCUUUGUGCUCGUGAACUUGUAACCUGUGAACUCUGGCCGUCAAGAUGAAGGAGGCAAAGAAAGACGUCCGGAUUAAGACAUCACGCGGCCCGUUAUUUUUCGCUGUCAUGGCUUUUAUUUUUGUCCACCUUGUCGGACUUGUGACACGCAUACACACACACACACACACACACACACACACACACACACACACACACACCCCUCUCGUGGACACGCCUGGUGCUCCUCCAGGUGAUUUCCCCCUUUCUCCUGAGUACAUGUUUAUGUGCGUGUGUGUGUACGUGAUUAUCUGUGGAAUUUAAUUCUGUUGAAUUAAUCUCACAAGGAUGUGUAAUCCCUCACUACCCCUCAUGGUGCAAACAGCACAGCCGACUGUAUGCACGCAUGUGUUUAUGCAUUAUGAAAACGUGUGAAAUGCAUAUAUACUCGCUGUAUGUCCUUAUAUACUCAUGUAGUACUUGACCCCUUUGGAUUUUAUGAUGCCUCUGAAGGUAAAGUUGAAGAAGUAAUGAACAAAGUUACACGCCCCGUAGGAGGGAACACUGUUACCAGCGAUUUACUUGUUGAACCAGAUUUUCUUUUUUUUUUUUAAAUGGUGGAAAGCACCGUUGUUGUAGCAUCUGGGCACCCUGGUAUCCCUUCUCUCUGUCUGGGGUAGCAACAUGAAGCGUAUGCCCCGCUGUGUAUAAUAGUGUACAGAUGUGUGUAUAUCCCUUUGAGGCCGAGGAGUGUGUGUUGUGCACGCUUGACUGGAAUGAUCUACCGUGCUAUCUGAGGCUUAGUGCAUGACCUGGCCGUACCCCUAGAUCCUUCCAAUGGUGCCGUCCUGCGACAGAAAUUGUAAAUCACAGAGGAACCCUGUGUCUUUUGCACUUAAGCACACACAGACACACUUUCUAUUUUCUUUUUUUUUUAAUCAGGGCUAACAGAGCUGCGUCCUCCCGCAUUAAAGGGUUUAUUGUUACCAGUGUGUGGACAUCAAGGCAGACACAGGGAAAGCCUCCUUAACGGACGUUCCUCGGCUUCACACUUGUUUUAUUCCACGUGGAGUACAGCAGGUCAACGUCCCGGUGCUCGCAGAGUGUCUGGUCGUGAUUUUUGAUGUGGUAGAAGCCUCAUCUGACAACGAGCUGGAGGUUCCUUCACCCUGCAAAGCAUUUAUAACACGUCUUGGCAUGGGAAAACCCCCCCGAGCCGUCACUUGGACCGCUAGGCAUUUGGAUUUAUCCGCAGUGACAGGACUAAAUACGAGGAGCACUUAACUACUCCUGUGAACAGGACUGACAACGUAAAACCCUGUAUUCCGUUCUAUUGAAAGAGGGGUUAUUGAUCACUGAUAAAAACAAAUCUCAAUCGCGGGAAGGUGUUCCAGACAUUUUGUAUGUUUCGGCUCUUUCGGGGAGAUAGUUUACACUUCGUCAUAGUGGAGCAGGCCUUCCACACAACCACUCAGUGCUACUGCUUCAUUGAUGCACAGAUUAUCUCCUAUCGUGCUCGACACACACACACACACACACACACACACAGAGACACACACACCUGCAGCACGUCACGUGCUAAUUUAAAGCGAAGAACAGCAAAAAAAAAGUAGAAGAAACAUACCACUAGUUACCUUAAUCACCUUCGAUGUUCCCUUUUCAUUAACUUCUCUUGGAACUUUUCAUAAUUCUCUAGAGGCCCAGGCCAGCUCCCCUCCUUACGUCCUCUGAACUUUUUCCUUUAUUAAUCUUGCUUCUUCUCAACUUGAUGUUAGUUGGUAUUUUUCCUGUGUAUUCCAUUUUUAAUUGUAAUCUAGUUUGUAUAAGAAAUGGUGCGCAUGUAAAUAAAGCUUGGUGAGGCUCCACACCCA